Messenger RNA from Aspergillus sclerotioniger CBS 115572, 4059 nucleotides. RefSeq lists its product as uncharacterized. NCBI's taxonomy places the organism in Eukaryota, Fungi, Ascomycota, Eurotiomycetes, Eurotiales, Aspergillaceae. The coding region runs from base 1 to 4059 and encodes 1352 amino acids. The record is from RefSeq and is a predicted model, not a curated record. The transcript has 3 exons.
AUGGGCUCCACGGAGAUCUGGAUUACGUCCGCUCUUGAGACGUGCCUCUCCGCCUAUAGUCGAGGCCUGACUGACUCAUAUCAAUGUGAAGAUGACGGUAGCAACCUUCGAUUCUCCAUCCCUGCUCAGUACUCUGCUUUGAUAUACAACUGGUCGGAGCAGGCAAAAUGGCCCCGCCUAACCUUGACCGAUUCGAAAACACAAAUCGAGGCGAUUCUGACAAAGGAGGCGUUAAAGGAAUACAAGAAAACAUCUCCGGAUCAUCCUUUGAGCGGGGACGUGGCCCGGGGCUACUAUAUUCAACUGCUGGACUUUCAGGUAGUCCUGGAGUAUUCCACGGCUGAGCCGAAAGUUCACCUCUACGUUCAACGUUUUGAGAUUGACUGGCACCGGGGCAAAAUCAAAUCGGCUCCACAGGGCAGGUUUGUUUCUAAAAAUCAGUCUGUGAAGAGGUUGAUGCAACAUGUCUUCAAAAAGGCCAAAGGCCCUGAGCCGCGAGAGGUACAUAGUGAGCGGUUCGAUGACUCGUUCGGGUCGCAAGCCUACCAAGGCACUGUCUCGCAGGACGUUCUUAUGUCUCAAAUACCUUCCAUUGCCCCUGCUACAAGCCCAGUCGCACGGCUUUCGUCAAUAAGCACUUCUAGAAUUGCCAAUAAAUUGCUGGAGGAUGCGGGAAUGCGAUUUACAAGAUCGGAUGAUCGGUCCCUGAAGCAUGUGAAAAAGGCUGCUCCCGAAUCAAGUAAUGACAAGGUGCAUGAACUAGGGACGAAGACUGCAGAAAAGCUUCGAAGUAGGCAACACAGCGCUGGGAUUACCAAUGCUCCCGAUUCCAUCACUGCUCGGCGAAACUCAGCCACUAGUGCCCGAGAAAUCCCAUGUUCCAAGAAGACAAGAAUUUCAGAGGCACCUAUCCCACGACUGAGCACUGAGCGCGAAGUGCCAGUCGAAGUCGUUAUUAAAGUACCUCUAGUGACGGAGUCCAAACAGCCUGUGGGGGAUUCAAAUUGUGUAACCACAGAAGAUGGGACAACGUAUCUUCCUCCUCAGGGAAUAGGUUCUGAUAAACCAUCAUUUGGGACUACGAAACCACGGGAAAAUAUGCGUGUCAACAAUACUGAUCCUUGGCAUGACAUGACAAGAAUUACAAUCAGGGAUGUACAGAUUCCAAAGGAGCAAGCCGAAUUUCUAGAACAGCAUAGACGCCGUUGGAUACCACCCUCUCCGGGGGAGAGCACUCCUCAGGGACAUGUGCCGCCCCGGCUCCUCGAUCAAUGGAACAAAAUCGCACUGCGAAGGAGUCGAAUUGCCCAGGAUAAGCAGUCUGUGGACGUGGCAGCCGAACCGCUUGAGACUAGUCGCCCCAGCCCAACACCUCUACUGGAUUCCGACUCGGAAGGCGAGCCUUUGACGUCACAAUGGUCGAGCUCACCGGAGCAAGUACCUCGUUCACGUCAAGUCUUGCCAGAAGAUAGUAGUCCAGUGCGUGUUAGGUCCCUUCGAAAGGGAACGGAGCUGCUUGACGGAAAGCAUGCUCAUCCAUCGGACGAACAGCCGCCGGGAAGAGCUAGCUUGGACACUGCUUACGGCAACCAAACUGGGCCGAUGCCAGAGGACCAAGAGGCUCACAUGGGUGCAACCUCCAACAGACAUGAUCAGCUUGUUAACCAUGAUGAUGCGUCCAAAUUGGAAGGCACUACUCAGAUUCCCGGCCGUCAGGAUGAGUCCGAUGCUGAAAGCGACGAUUCAGUGAUGGACACAUCUGUCCCAUGUCCACUUGGAGGUGAUAUACAGCAAUCCCAGGUUACUAGCCAGUCGGAACAGGAAAUUACGAGCUCCGGCCCAUCCCUGCCUGGGGCUUCUGUCCGUGGACAUGUGCAGGUGGUGGAGACGCCCGACAGCAAUCAUCGUCGCCACCGUUCUCCAGAUAUUGCUACGAAGGGUCCUAGAAUACAAGCCCAUCCUGAGCGGACGUCAUCUGAGGCAGCUAAGUCAUCGUCUCAAUCACGGAUUUUGAACACAAAUGCGAGUAGCGAUUCUAAAGGAGUCUCAUCGCAAGAUAUGGCCAAUGCUCAUCGAGUAGAUGGAGGGGCGGUUCCUCAUGACAUCGAUAUAAUUGGUACUCAAGUAAGCAUUGGCAGCUUGCCCACGCAUGAUACUACGCCAUAUACGACAUCUGAUGUGGUGAAUUCUUCUGCUUCAGGGGUCCAGGAGCCCAGCGUUUCCAUCAGUGUCCCGGGACAUCAGUCACAAACGUCGAAUCAGUUUUCUUCGUAUCGAGAAAUGCCUUCUUCGAUACCGUCCGAGGCCGAAGAGGAGGCUCCAGUGGAUACUAUGCAGACGUCAGCUAAACAUCCCACAAUCCAGCCUCCUAAGCGUCGUGCAUCCGAGAUGGGGCAUGAGGUGCUGUCCCCCGCAAAACGGCCUAAAGUUCAGCGAGAUCGUGAGUCCACCGAGAAGCCAGUGUUGAACGUCUUUGCUCGUCGACAGAGCUACAUCGGCCACUCUGCCGAAAACCUUGAGGCGCAAAAGGUCUAUGAGAAGUUCCGACGAGACUAUCCAAACUACCUAGGAGACUUCGAUCACUUUGUCAAAGUUUGCUCGAAGCUUCAUGCCGUCCGCUCCAAGGGCCACCUACAGCGAUCUUUCCUAUGGGAUGACUUUGUAAUCAAGAACCUCGAGGAAUACCCCCGAUAUCUUGAGAAGUGUCUUUCAGCGGAUACCAAAGCUCUGUUAUAUGAAGACUUUUUUACUUCCUCGUAUUCUAGACCUUUUCAUAAAAAGCGGAGCCUCACUGCACAUGGAAUCAAUAUCAGCGCGGCGCAGUAUGUCCCUGAUAAUCAGGAUCAUGCGCCUGAUACUGACGCUUUGGCCAACAAACCAGACACUUCCUUCACGGGAAGUCUGGUUGAGCGAUUCACUAACUUUCGCGCACAUUCGUUCGGGCCUGGGACCCAGGGCACUCAGUCCGAUACAGAUAUGGAUUACAUGUCGUGCCUUAUGUCGUCUCCUACACCUCAGGCAAAGAUCAAACAUGCCAGGGUUGAACCUGGAGGCAUAGCAGUAAUGAAGGAACCUAUGGAUGUGGACUCGAAACCGGAAUCAGACUCAGCCAGACAGGAAAUUGACCCCGAAUCGGAUAGUCAAGCAGUGGGCAAGCAACCUACAACGGUUGAGCCUGAACAGCCAUCGGCUUCUGCCUCUGCGAGCGAAAUUUACUACGAUGUCGAAGACCAAGCUGUGGACGAGCCAGCUAUGGGCGAAGAUGCUCCAUCGGUACAAUUAGAGCAGCACCUGCAGUCUACCUUGGAAGAAAGCGAACUUGACCUCCAUAUGACAGGAUCACAAUCACAUGCGGUGGAGGUGGAACAGCCCAGGCUUGGUUCCGCCGCAUGCGAAGUAGAUCGCGCGGGUUCCCCUGCUGCGCACCAAUCUCAGGCGGAAGAUUUAGAUCCUUGUGUCCCAGAAAGUCAGAAUGAGGAGACAUAUGCUACGGGCGAGCAACCUAUGGUCGACCUGGAAUCUAGCAUCCCAGAGAGUUCAUCAGGAAACAAAUUCCCAAGUCUGUAUGAGCAGUCUAGGGAUAUAGACCUGGACUCUAGUAUACCCGAAAAAUCCAUGAUCAUCCGAAAUUCAACCGAGCCUGACUUUGAGACCGAGUUCAGCGACGAAGAAAAGACCACGGCGCCAGAACUGCACCUUCACCCAAUAUCCCUUCCCCCAGAUAGCGAAGCCGGAUCCGACUACGAGGACGAAGAUGAAGACAUGAAUGACGAAACGCACGAAACGGCCAGCAUUGAGCUGGGGGAAGAUACGCAAGCAGACGCCCAACCAGCGCCUGACACCGAGUCAGACACUGAGAGCGUCAACGAGAACUGGUUCUUGUCCUUGCGACACCUCCGUCCCACGGGCCCGGUAUGGUCCGACGACCCUAACACGCCUUUUAAGCAAUGGGCCCGCGCAGACCAGGCCGUUCUCUCUGAACGUAACCGACGAGGCGGCGCAUACCUACCUAUAGACGAGAAGGGCGUCAUUCAGCGUCCUGGAUAUCGUGAUAACUAG